Messenger RNA from Cyprinus carpio (common carp), 806 nucleotides. RefSeq names its product N-lysine methyltransferase KMT5A-A-like. The coding region runs from base 16 to 603 and encodes 195 amino acids. NCBI's taxonomy places the organism in Eukaryota, Metazoa, Chordata, Actinopteri, Cypriniformes, Cyprinidae. Gene Ontology annotation, molecular function: protein binding. The transcript is spliced from 4 exons. The record is from RefSeq and is a predicted model, not a curated record.
AACAGGUGGAGGUCUAUGCAGUUUGCCAAGCGGGAGGAGUACCUCUCGUCCCAGUGUUCAAGACGGCCCCCGACUUUCAGCAAGGUGUCACUGCUGAUCCAAAAAGAGGGUUGGACUGGCAACUGUCCUCGCCCCGAAGACAUAGUGGCAAAGUGGAGACCCGUCACUAGGGUGCAGGUGGAGUCGGAUCCAUGGAUCAUCACUAAGAUCCAGAAUCAAAAGUGGACAGGCCUGGCCCUCAAGGACUUUGGCUCAAAAGGACAAGGAGUUGUUGCCACCAAAGCCUUUGCCAUGGGCUCCAUCGUUUGUGAUUACCAUGGAAAGGCUGCUGGUCGGGACCUCUGUGUGGACGCUGAGACUUUCCCUUGUGAGUGUCACCCAACAGAAAACACCAUGGGCCGGAUGAUCAAUCAUUCCUCCAAGAGAGCAAACCUGAGGCCAGUCCACUGCAUGAUGAACUUCCCUGAAGGACAGAGGGAUGUCAUCCUGUUCCAGGCGAAAAGAGACAUUCAUUUAUGCGAGGAGCUGCUGUUUGAUUAUACAUCGUCAAGUGCAAAUCUUUUCGAGGAGAAAGCAAUGAUCUUCGACUGGCUGGAUGAGUGAACACAUCAGGCCAUUCAUUCACCAGUCCGCUCCAUCACAUCAAGGCCAAGACUGAUGGACCAUACGGACCACAAACAUAUUUGCACUCUGAAAAAAAUAUAUACACUGCAUGUUGUUUGCACAUUUUUGACACUGUUUUCAAUUUUAUUAUGUGCAUAACAGACAAUAAAGAUUCUAUUCUAUGCACUAAAACAGCUAAUCAU